AUGACACAGCGCUCCCGAGAUCGUUCUCGCUCGCCGCCACGCUACCGUGAGCGUAGCAGAUCACCAAACAACCGUGACCGCGACGAGGAUCGCUACCGCCGCGAUCGCCGUGACCGCUCGCCACCAGCAUCGAACGGCCACCACCACGACGACCGCUCCUCUCGCCCACCGCGCUCGUACGGUGAAGCGCGUGGCUACGACUCCCGCGGCCCACCGAAAGAAGACAUGAUCAAGAACGUAAAUGAGUCCUCGCAGCAGGACCGCCGCGUUUACGUCGGCAACCUCUCCUACGACGUCAAAUGGCACCAUCUCAAAGAUCACAUGCGCAAGGGUAAGCCAGAAGUCAAACACGACUCCUAGCAUUGAUAUGAUACUGACUGCUUGCAGAUGGCACUCUCGACGUCAUCUUCGCGGACGUACUACUACUUCCAAACGGAAUGAGCAAGGUAAUUUGAUCUGGGCUAUUUGCUACCACAGGUAUUAUGAGGGCACGGGUUGACAUAGGACUUCUUGUUCGGGUUAUAGGGAUGCGGGUAAGCACAACAUCUGGAUGUGAAAACUUCGCCACAGCAGCUAACCGACUCGCAGAAUUGUUGAGUACGCCACGCGCGACCAAGCACAGACAGCUAUCAACUCUCUGAGCAACACGCCGCUUAUGGGUCGGCUGGUCUAUGUUCGCGAGGUGAGACACCAAAGGCUUCCUUAACAAGACAUAACUGACGCAGCGCAGGAUCGUGAGACUGAGCCUCGCUUCUCAGGUGGAGGACGCGGAGGAGCGAUGGCUGGCGGCUUUGGUGGUCGCGGCGGCCACGGCGGGGCAUAUGGCGGCGGCCCAGGCGCGAUGCAAGGCGGUGCAAACCGCCAGAUCUUCAUCUCCAACGUUUGUGCUCUUCUUCCUCACUACACGAAUGCUGGCUAACACUAGCGCAGCUCCCAUUCACCGUUGGCUGGCAGGACCUCAAGGAUCUCUUCCGUCAAGCAGGUGGGUCAAAUAUGUAUCCACGCAAAUCACCGACACUGCAUACUGACCUUUCUCUUUCAGGCAAUGUCCUCCGCGCGGAUAUUCACCAAGCCUACGACGGCAACCCCAAGGGCACCGGCGUUGUCCAAUUCGACACCCCAGAUGAUGCCCAGAACGCCAUCCAGAUGUUCAACGGCUACGACUGGCAGGGACGCGUUCUUGAGUGUCGCGAGGACCGUUACGCGAAUAACCAAGGCUUCGGAGGCCGCGGCGGACAUGCCGGCGGCGCCGGCGGCUUCGGUCGUGGAGGUUUCGGAGGACGCGGAGGCUUCGGUGGAGGAUUCGGAGGACGCGGAGGCUUCGGUGGAGGCCGUGGCGGGUAUGGCGGAGGCUACGGCGGUGGAUAUGGAGGCGGCUACGGUGGUGCUCCAGGCGGUUACGGUGCAGCAGCUGGUGGUCCGCCACCUGCCCAGCCUGUCCCGCCAAAUGACUUCACCGACGGUGUCGCUGCUGGUGGCGAGCCAAACCCGACCAUCCACGUCAAGAACGUGAGUUAUCACACGAGUCGUUGCAACAUCACAGACGCUAACAAGCAAACAGCUGCCAUGGAGCACUAGCAACGAAGACCUCGUCGAGCUUUUCCAGACCAUCGGUGCUGUCGACCGCGCUGAGAUCCAGUACGAACCGAACGGUCGCUCUCGCGGCUCCGGCGUCGUCCGAUUCUCCUCCCAGCCGGAUGCUCAGACUGCUAUCGACAAAUUCCAGAGCUACUCGUACGGUGGACGUCCUCUCGGUCUCGACUACGCACUCUACCCAGGCGCCGCCAUGGAAGGUCAGGAGGUGACGGGCAUGACCCAGGACCAAAUGAUGUAA
This is a messenger RNA of Lecanosticta acicola, 1834 nucleotides long. NCBI's taxonomy places the organism in Eukaryota, Fungi, Ascomycota, Dothideomycetes, Mycosphaerellales, Mycosphaerellaceae. The record is from the annotation of a GenBank genome assembly.